Molecule: messenger RNA, 1751 nt
Organism: Salpingoeca rosetta
Lineage: Eukaryota; Choanoflagellata; Craspedida; Salpingoecidae
Exons: 1
Coding region: 106-1362 (418 amino acids)
Molecular function (GO): protein binding
Source: RefSeq, a predicted model, not a curated record
GCUCAUUCCACCUCACUCUGACGUGGAUUGGAUGUUCGAUCGCUUGGCUGCAACUCACCAACUCACCAGCUCACCACACCACAGACAGUCUCCAACUGCACCAGGAUGAGGCAUCAGCAGGAGUUUGGUGUGGUUGUGGCGCUGCUGGUCUUGGGUGUGGCAGUUGGCCUGGUGUGGGGCGCGGGGACCGCCGUGAUCAAGCAGGAUGAAGCUGGAGACUUGCAUGUGAACACGUCCAACCCCACACAGCGCGUGCUCCUCAACGGCCUGGACGUGCAGGCUGAGUUGAGCGAGAUGAAACAGUACCUGAGCAUGACCCGCCAGCUCUGGCGGGCAUUCUGCAGCGCCCACUCGCACUACCACAUCAUGGACACAACCAGCAUGGGCAGCGUCAGCCUCAACAUCUACCAAGGGGCUGACACACCUGCCUGGUGGAGCGCUGUGUGCACGCCCAACGGCAAGAUCUACGGCGUCCCGGCUUCGUCCACCUCCGUGCUGAUCAUUGAUGUCAACACCCUCACAGCAGACACCUCCUCCAUCACCGGACUCCCUCACACAGCGCGCAAGUGGGCGGGCGGGGCACUGGCUGCUGACGGCCUCAUCUACUGUGUGCCGCAGGACGAAGACUCAGUCCUCAUCAUCGACCCGUCAACAAACACCGUCGAUAUGACUUCUAUCGUCGGUUUAGGAACCGGUGGUGACAAGUGGGAGGGCGCCGUGCUCGCGCCCAACGGCAAGAUCUACGGCAUUCCCGACCGCUCCGACGCGGUCCUCAUUAUUGACCCGGCAACGCGAACAGCGGAUAUCACCACCAUGGUGGUUGCCCCUGAAGACAACAAGUGGUUUGGAGGUGUACUGGCCCUCAAUGGCAAAAUUUAUGCCGCGCCCGGACGCGCAUCAUCCGUGCUCAUCAUUGACCCAGCCACAAACACCGUCGACACCACCUCCAUUGCAACUACUGGCUUUGGGAGUGGCGACAAAUGGGCUGACAUUGUGCUUGUAGGCAAUGGAAAGUUGUACGCUGUGCCCGUUUCUGCUGAUGCUGUGCUUGUUAUCGAUCCUGAGACGAACGAUGCUGAUGCCGUCAAUAUUGACAACCUGGGCGAAACCAGCGCAUGGUUUACGGCCGUUGCGGGCAAUGAUGGUCUUGUGUAUGGAAUCCCCCUUGAAGGCGUCUCCAACUUCCUUUUGUUUGACACCAACACCAACUCCUCCGACGCCACGUCUGUGGCGCUUGACAGCACUGACUUCGAGUUGAGUGGCGCGGCCGCAGCCCCCGAUGGCCGCAUCUUUGCCCUCCCCAGUUCAUCGACGACCUCCCCUCCCAUCUCCUCCGUCCUCGUUCUCGAGCGCAUCUGCUGAUGCGCGCCGGCAUUGUUUUUGCUUGUGUGUGUGUGUGUGUGUGUGUGUGUGUGUGUGUGUGUGUGUGUGUGUGUGUGUGCGCAGCGUGUUGGCGUCUUCUUCGUUUACGCCUUUGAUUACCAACCCAUCGUUUCUGCUUGCAUACGUGCAGCGUGGGUGUUCACUUAGAAAACCUCACAGAACCAAACCUGCUGCCUGCUUUCUCUUUCUUUUUUGCUUGUGUUACACGGCGUCAAGUAAGCGCGCCUCUUGCCACCUUUCUCAUCCGUCAUUUGACACGUUGUUUGGUGGCUGUUCGUUUACAAUAACUCCGGUCCCCCUCCGUUACGUUCCAACAUCACAUGAAUGGCAUCAAUACAUGACUUGCGUUGACAACCGCUCAACCAAAC